Messenger RNA from Mangifera indica (mango), 1433 nucleotides. Its product is annotated as calcium uniporter protein 2, mitochondrial-like. The record is from RefSeq and is a predicted model, not a curated record. Gene Ontology annotation, cellular component: mitochondrial inner membrane; uniplex complex. Gene Ontology annotation, biological process: calcium import into the mitochondrion; mitochondrial calcium ion homeostasis. Gene Ontology annotation, molecular function: uniporter activity; calcium channel activity. NCBI's taxonomy places the organism in Eukaryota, Viridiplantae, Streptophyta, Magnoliopsida, Sapindales, Anacardiaceae. The transcript is spliced from 2 exons. Bases 249 to 1253 code for a protein of 334 amino acids.
AAGUUGUCUUGUCUCGGUUCAUUUUCUCAACUCUUAGUUUCUCUCGUCUCGUCAUUAUCUCAAAAAAUUCGCGUGAUUUUGUUUUUUGGUUUUUUCAAAUCCACUGCCUUUCUUAUGGGACGGCUAUAUAAACCCUCCGGAUGACGCUGAAUGCAUCAUCGGAAAACAGACCGAGUGCUUAAAACGAAAGCUCUUUCUUUUCCCUCAAUUUGUUGUUUAUUUUUGUAUUUUUCUUGUUACGUCUAUCAAUGGCGUUUAAGAGGACGUUGGCCGAUCGGCUUUUCAGCCUUUCGAGAAUCUCAACGCAGGCGUUGAGGAAUUUCGGCAUUUCGUCCACAUCAGCAACCACGCGAAUUUAUCAAACAGCAGCGAAAUCUGACAUUGCUCAGGAUCCCGGAGAUAGUGGAAUCUUCCGGAGGUUUCUCCACAAGAGAGCCAUUCUUCAAAUAUCGCGGAUUGGAGGGGAGAGUCUGGUUGAGAAAUUGAAAACCAUCGACAUUGCCAAAGAUAGGAUAAGACUCGACGGUUUGAGUCCGCCGCCGAGUUUGGAGACGGAGAAGGAGGAUAAGUUGUCUGUGAAGGACGUUAGGAAGGUUGUUAAAGCGUUUCAGAUGGAAGUCAUGAAAGAGAAACUGAGAACGAUCAAGAAGCCUUGGAUACCGUAUUCGGAGUUUGUUCGUGUCUGCGAAGAGGCCGUUUCGGAUCCGAAUGAGGGAUUGCAGCUUGCAAAAUUGCUUGACGAAUCAGGAAACGUCAUCGUAUUGGGAAAUAUUGUAUAUCUUAGACCUGAACAGGUAGCUGAAGCAAUUGAGGGUCUAGUUCAUCUAUCAGAGGCCAACCCAAAUGACCCAAGAAGAAAGGAACUUGAAGAGUUGCAGAAGCAGAAAGCCGCAAUAGACCAAAAAGCAGACUCCCUGGUUCGCCGUGAACUGUGGCUGGGACUUGCCUACUUGGUAGUCCAAACAACAGCAUUCAUGAGGCUCACAUUUUGGGAACUCACAUGGGAUGUGAUGGAGCCUAUUUGUUUCUACGUUACUUCCAUCUACUUCAUGGGUGGCUAUGCAUUCUUUCUCAGAACAUCCAAAGAGCCUUCCUUUGAAGGCUUUUACCAGAGCCGGUUCACCGCCAAGCAGAAAAAACUAUUCAAGCUUCAUAACUUUGAUGUUGAAAGGUACAAUGAGCUGCAAAAAAUUUUCCAUCCGCAGUCACCAUCUUCAGUACAAGCCUCAUUUGAACACCAGAAGAUGAGGUGAAAAAAAAAGGCCUAGACAUAAAGAACUGACAAUUUUGUUUAACCCAUACGUAUAAUAACUUGUGGGUGCGGCUGUGUGUAACCCUAUUGCUGAGUUUUCUUUUCCCUUUUUUCUGAAAAUUUGACAUUUAUGGACUUAUGACAUUUCUAGGGUUAUCAAUUUACAUUCAUAAUUAACUCA